This is a messenger RNA of Chlamydomonas reinhardtii, 4160 nucleotides long. RefSeq lists its product as uncharacterized. The coding region runs from base 354 to 3584 and encodes 1076 amino acids. Gene Ontology annotation, molecular function: GTPase activity; GTP binding. The transcript is spliced from 13 exons. NCBI's taxonomy places the organism in Eukaryota, Viridiplantae, Chlorophyta, Chlorophyceae, Chlamydomonadales, Chlamydomonadaceae. The record is from RefSeq and is a predicted model, not a curated record.
AGACUGCUCAAGAAGCCGAAUAGCGCCACUAGCCCAAUUCUUCUUGAACCUAUAUUAUUGGCACUGAUAUUUUAUAGUCCCUAGUGUCAAAGAUGCGCUAGGACAAAUACGCAUUGUGGAAGCUUCGGCGACCAAGUUCCCGACACUUGCUCAAGCCCAAACCUGAUAGAGGUUGACCCGUCAGCUUCUUGUCUGUGUCUAUAGCAGUACAUUUCUUCAUCGCGCGAGAUCGAGCCUCCAGCGUGCCACGCCAGACGGAGGGUUGCUGGCAGGUGCCCGAGGCAAGCGGUGCACCCGGUGCACGUAUGAAGUCCUGACGCGCUUGGCCUCAUCUGAAAGCUACUGAUAGCGACAUGUCGGAGCGGGGCAGGGGAGGCGGCGCGGGCGGCGGGGCCGCCCGCGGCGGCGGCAGGGCAAAGGCUGGCGUUGGCGGUGCUGCUGGCGCUGGCGGCGGCGAGGGCGCCCCCGGGUGGAAGAAGGCAGCUGGCGCGAACCUGAGCGCCAAGGCUAAGAAGGAGUAUCUCAAGUGGAAGCGCGAGCAGAAGCGCAACCAGGCGGACGAUGACUCGGACGGCGACUGGGGUGUGGACGAGGAGAACGGCCCCGCAGCCACGGUGGCGGCGGCGGUGGCGGCCGGGCAUGCUGCGGUGGCGGCCGCAGAGGCGGCGGAGGAAGACGCUGCAGGGGUGCCUGUAGCAGGUGGUGCAAGGCGGCGUGGGCCGGAUGGCGGCGACAAGGGCCGGGCGGGAGGCGGCGCCGGCGCUGGCGGCGGCAGGGGCGGCGGGCGGCCAAAGCGCGACGGCGCCGCCGCCGGCACCGGUGACGCCACCGCCACUGCCACAGGCGAGGGCCUGCCGCGCCCGGUGCCGCCAGGCAAGGACGCGCGGCACCUGCAGGCGGCGGCGCACCCGCACCCGCACCCGCACCCGCACCCGCACCCGCACCCGGGCCGCCACAGCAACAAGCAGGAGGCGCUGCUCGGCGACUUUGCGGUCCCCACCGAUGGCGGCGACGACGACGAGGCCGCCGAGGAUGACGUGGCGCCGGAGGUGCGCGAGCGGGCGGAGGCGCUGGCGGCGGCGGUCGCCGCCUCGCACGUGCACUCCCCCGGACGCGUCACACGCCACGACGCCUACCUUGGAAACGCCCAACACGGAAAGGACCACGGGCAUGCGCAUGGACACGCCGGCACUCACGCGGGGCACGAGGGGCCCCGUGGCCACGACGAGCACCAGUUGGCGGCGGCGGCGGCGGCGGCGGUGGUUGGCGGGCGGCCGCCGGCGCGCAGCGGCACAUGGAACACGCCCACCACGCAAGCAGUGGUGGCGGCGCAGGCGGCGGCGGCGCACGGGGCAGGGGGGCGCGGCGCCGGCGGCGGCGCGGCGGGCGGCGGGGGCGGAGGGGGGCGGGCGGCUCCUGACAGCCUGCCGCUGCGGUACGUGCCCAUGGUGGACCUGCCGCCUGGCGACGUGCCGGCCAACAUCCGCGAGGCCUGUCCGGAGGUGGAGGCGAUGCGGCUGCCGCGGGUGCGCGAGGAGGAGGUGGGGUUCGGCGAGGAGGGCAGGCGGCUGGGCAUGCCCAAGCGCCCCGCCUGGCGCGGCGUGGUCCGCAGCGCCGACCAGCUGCACGCCCUGGAGGAGUCCAGCUUCCUGUCCUGGGCGGAGCAGCUGUACAAGGGCGUGGACAGGCCCUCUCGCGUGUCGUUUUUUGAGCCCAAGCUGGACUUCUGGCGACAGCUGUGGCGCGUGCUGGAGCGCUCAGACGUGGCGGUGAUGAUCGUGGACGCACGCAACCCGCUGCUGCACUUCUCAGAGGCGCUGGCCCAGCACGUUAUGUGCGACCAUGGUAUGGCCGCACUGCUGGUGCUCAACAAGGCCGACCUGGUGCCGGUGGCGGCGGCGGAGGCGUGGAGGGGCUGGUUCGAGUGCCGCUACCCGGGACUAAAGGUGGUGGUCAGCAGUGCUGCCGGCGCCCAGGGCGGCGCGGCGUCGGGCGGCGCGGCGGGCGCCAUCUUGGACGCAGUGCUGGAGUGCGACAUCAGCAGGGACGGCCGCCGAGUCAAGGUGUCGGAGGUGGUGGGCAUGAGCCGAGACCAGAUCCUAGCCGCCUCCAAGGCGCGAAACACACACAGCAAGCGCGACCGACCGCCGCCGGCGACGCAACAGCCACAGUCGCAGUCGCGCCAUGAGAAGGCGGAGGCGCAGGAGGCGGGCGGCGGCGGCAGCUGGGAGAAGGACGGCGAUGCUGACGAGGACGAGGACGUGGAGGAGGAGGAGGAGGAGGAGGAGGAGGCGUGGGACACGAAGGGCACCAAGCAAAAGAAGAAAGCGGCUCUGAAGAAGAAGCGCACCGCGCGCAUGCACGCCGGGGCCGCGGCGACCGCUGGCGGGGUGGCGGGCGGCGGCAAGCAGCAGGGCGGCGCGCCUGCCAAGGGCGCAGCCGGCGGUGGCAAGGGCCGCGGCUCGGCUCGCCGCGGCGCCGCGCCUGACGCCGAAGACGGCGACGAGUCGGAGGCGGCUGUUGAGGCGGAGGCGGCAGCUAGCGGCCCCAGCCGGGCGGAGACUGAGGGCGAGGAGGGUGAGGGCGAGAGUGCAGAGGAGGGCGAGGGCGAGGAGGAGGAGGAGGAGGCGGCGGGCGCUGAGGACAGCGACAAUGACAACGCGGCCUUUGAUGCACUGGCAGCGGAUGAGGACGAGGAGGACUUCAAGCAGCAAGGAGAUGAGGAGGAAGACGAGGAGGACAAGGAGAAAGGCAGGGAGCAGGCGGCAAGGAGCGGCGGCUCCGCCGCUGCCGCAGCCACCUCCGGCGGCUGGGGUGGCCACGGCGCGCGCGGCGGGCACGACCGGCGCGGCCGCAGCCGGCCUGUGGUGGUGUGUGUGGUGGGCGAGCCCAAUGUGGGCAAGAGCAGCACCAUGAACGCGCUGCUGGGCGCCAAGCGGGUGGCGGUCAGCAGCCACCCCGGCCGCACCAAGCACUACCAGACGCACGUCAUGUGCCCUAGCCUGAUGCUGUGUGACUGCCCCGGGCUGGUGUUCCCGCGUCUGGACGUGUCGCUACCUAUGCAGGUCCUGUUCGGCAGCUACCCCAUCGCGCGCUGCCGCGACCCCUACGCCGUGGUCCGCUACCUGGCGGAGCGGGUGUGGCCGCGCCUGCACCACACCCUGGCGCUCAAGCCGGUGGCGGAGGAGGACGCGGAGGAGGAGCGCGGAGGAGCAGGCGGAGGUGGAGGCGCAGGAGGUGGAGGCGCAGGAGGUGGAGGCGCAGGAGGUGGAGGCGCAGGAGGUGGAGGCGCAGGAGGUGGAGGCGCAGGAGGUGGAGGGGCAGGAGGUGGAGGCGCAGGAGGAGGCGCAGGCGGGGACCUGCAGGCGCGCGCUCGUCGCCGCCACGACACAGCGCCGCAGUGGUCCGACGACGACUGGACGCCGGCGGCACUGGUGGAGUCGCUGGCGGCCAAACACAACUGGCGCAGCCGCCGCGGCGGGCGGCUGGAUGUGUACCGCGCCGCCAACUGGGUGCUGCGGGCGGCGUUGGCGGGGCGGUACGGGGUGGAUGUCGCGUUCCUGCCGCCCGCGGCCGCCGAGUGAUGUGGGUCUUGUGCGGUGUGGUGUGGUUUUGCGGGCGUGCAGGUGGAGGUGUGGAGCAGGCGGCAGAGUGCGGUUACGUCGGCGGUGUUGUUGUUGAAGCAGUUGCUGAGCGCACUGGGCCGCGGUUUGGUUUGUGUGUGGGGCAGUUUGGGCAGUUGAGCAGUUUGCGCUUCUGCGGUACUGUUUCCGGAUGGGGUGCUUGCAUGGGUGCUUGAUGCGUUUUUGGCUGUGCUGGCCAAUUGUGGCAAAUAUGAAUCAUGGUAUACAUAGAAGUGCCAGGCUCUGCCCCCCCUUCAAUACCAUCAAGGCGAAAAGUACGAGGAUAUUAGUGCUGAGGCCGUAGCUAGGGGACAUGAGGCAAACCUUGCAAUACUCUAACAAGGCGAAGUUGGCUAGCUGUUUACACGCUAUUUUGGGCUCAACAAACAGAAUUGUUGUAACAAUGGAUGGACGGUACAAAUCGCGUGCCGGAUACUGACACUGAAGACAUGCGGAGAGACGAGGGGCCUUCGGGGCUCUCUUAGUCUCGUUACGGGAAAGGAAUGCACACUUACAAUCCUGUAACACACACACGUA